CCGGUCUCCGCCUACCCCUUACUCAUACCCGAACCACCAUUAUACGGGUAGUACGAUCCCGACAACUCCGACGAAACAUUUUAUCACAGCCCCUCGUUUGUUGUCCUCUUCUCUCCCUCCUCCCUCUCUGCCUACGGUUUACCGGGCAGCUCUGUUUGACUAUAUAUACAGCAUAUAUUUACAUUUAUUUGGCCAACGUGGCCACGACAGCCAUGGCUUUGCACAUCAGCAAUACCGCUUUCGUGAAGGCUUUGUCACGGUUAUCCCCAGCGACCGGUAGGCCAGUUGUGGGCUGCCGCAGGUCACCUUGGGUCCAUCUCCAUCUUCCUCUUCGCCAGCGACCGGUAGGCCGUGACUGCUUGUGCGCGCAAUCGACGGUCGUGGGCGCUCGCAGGGUCUGGCUCUCGGGUCGUCCUCGGGUCGACGGGCAACGGCAAUCGUCGUUGACCUGUGCUCUGCAGAAGAAGAGUAUGGCUUUUGGUAGCAGCGAAGUGGGAAGUAACGUGAUGCCUGGAGUCAAGGCGGAGCUGGGAAUCGAACUCGUGCCCUGCUUUUCUGAUAAUUACGCUUAUCUUAUCCAUGAUGAGGAAAAGGGGGUAACAGGGAUCGUGGAUCCGUCGGAGGCAAGGCCUGUAAUUAAGGCCUUGGAGAAGAGAGGGCUGGCACUCACACACAUACUCAAUACCCAUCAUCAUCACGACCACACGGGGGGGAAUCUUGAGCUUAAGCGGAGGUACGGAGGAGCGCAGGUGGUGGGGCCCGCAGCUGAUAAGGCUAGGAUACCUGGAAUUGACGUGGCACUUCAAGAAGGUGACACGUGGCACUUUGGCAGUCACCUGAUGCACGUGCUCGAUACACCUGGCCACACAAGAGGCCACGUGUGCUUCUAUUUUCCCGCGAGUAACGCAGUGUUUACCGGCGACACGCUGUUCUCCGUCGGCUGCGGCCGUCUCUUCGAAGGCACGCCUGAUCAGAUGUGGUCAUCCUUAUCCAAACUAAUUAGUCUUCCCGCCAAAACGAGGGUCUUCUGUGGGCACGAGUACACCGAGGCCAAUGUGAGAUUUGCCCUCUCUGUUGAGCCCGACAACGAGGAGCUGCAGGCUCGUGCGCAGGAGGUGAAGGAGAUGAGGACACGUGGCAAACCCACAAUCCCUUCAACGAUUGGAUUAGAGUGCGCAACGAAUCCGUUCUUGCGACCUUCCUCUGAAGAAUUGCGGCGGCGAUUGAAAAUGGGCGGGAACGCAAAUGACGUGGAUGUAUUUGCAGCAGCAAGAAGGGCCAAGGACAGGUUCUGAGUAGAGUAGUAGCGUGUAGCUAUAGUGGAAAGGAUAGUCGGUGCUGGCUUUUUUUUUUUUUUUUUUUUCUCUCUAAAAGCUAGGCCAAUUGCAAAAUGGGCGGGAACUGUUGUCUAGAGAGGAAACAAACAAGAAAAAAAAAAGGGCGGGAACACAAAUGACGUGGAUGCAUUCGCAGCCGCAAGAAGGGCCAAGGACAGAUUCUGAGUAGUAAGUAGUGUGUAGCUAUAGUGGAAAGGAGAGCCGGUGGGUGUUUUUUUUUUUUUUUUUUUUUUUUUUUUUUCCGGGUCUUAAGCCUGGCCAACUGCAAAAUGGGCGGGAAUGCAAUUUGAAUUUUGAGAGGGGAAAAAAAAGUGCGGGAACUGUGUUUAGAAACAAAACCUUUAAAAAAGGGCGGGAACGGAUGAUUAGAAACAAAACAGAAAAAAGGGCGGGAAUACAUGAUUAGGAACAAACAGAAAAAAGGGCGGGAACACAAAUGACAUGGACGUAUUUGUAGCAAGAAGAAGGGCCCCAAGGACGGGUUCUAAAUAGUGUAUAGAUGUAGAGGAAACGUGAGGUGUUUUCCCCCCCCCCCUUUUCUGUGAAAAGCGAGGAAAAGCUUGUGGAUGUCAUCGUUAGGAGCAAGCUCGUACAUCCAUAAGGAACUG
Molecule: messenger RNA, 1945 nt
Organism: Chara braunii
Lineage: Eukaryota; Viridiplantae; Streptophyta; Charophyceae; Charales; Characeae
Source: the annotation of a GenBank genome assembly